Molecule: messenger RNA, 1107 nt
Organism: Lathyrus sativus (Indian pea)
Lineage: Eukaryota; Viridiplantae; Streptophyta; Magnoliopsida; Fabales; Fabaceae
Source: the annotation of a GenBank genome assembly
AUGGAGGGUAGUUCUAAUGGAAGUUGUUCUUAUGUGAUGGGUGCUUUUGGAGAAAACAGUGGUGGGCUAUGUCCUCCAAUGAUGAUGAUGCCUUUAGUCACUUCUUCUCAUCAUCAUCCAAUAAAUUCCAACAAUAAUAAUGCAAACAACACAAGCUGUCUCUUCCUUCCUAUCCCUAAUUCCACUAAUAAUAAUAAUCACUACACCAACAGCAACAACAACUCUAAUAACACCAUGCUUCAAAAUAAUCAAAACACUCCUGGAUUAGGCUACUAUUUCAUGGACAACAACAAUAACAACAAUGGAGCCUCCUCAUCUUCUUCUUCUUCUGCUGUUAAAGCCAAGAUCAUGGCUCAUCCUCACUAUCACCGUCUCUUGGAAGCCUACAUCAAUUGCCAAAAGGUUGGAGCACCAAGUGAAGUGGUGGCAAGGUUAGAAGAAGCUUGUGCAUCUGCAGUGAGAAUGGGUGGUGAUGCAGUUGGAUCAGGUUGCAUAGGUGAAGAUCCAGCUCUGGAUCAGUUCAUGGAAGCUUACUGUGAGAUGCUUAUCAAAUAUGAACAAGAACUCUCUAAACCCUUGAAAGAAGCCAUGCUUUUUCUACAAAGGAUUGAAGUCCAGUUCAAAAAUCUCACUGUUUCUUCUUCAGACAAUAUUGCUUGUAAUGAAGGUGGAGAUAGGAAUGGAUCAUCUGAAGAAGACCAAGUUGAUCUAUACAACAACAUGAUAGAUCCUCAGGCAGAAGACAGGGAAUUAAAGGGUCAGCUUUUGAGAAAGUACAGUGGAUAUUUGGGGAGUCUGAAGCAGGAAUUCAUGAAGAAAAGAAAAAAAGGAAAACUUCCAAAAGAAGCAAGGCAACAAUUACUUGAAUGGUGGAGCAGACAUUACAAAUGGCCUUACCCAUCUGAGUCACAGAAGCUGGCAUUAGCAGAGUCAACAGGUCUUGAUCAGAAGCAAAUAAACAACUGGUUUAUUAAUCAAAGGAAACGCCACUGGAAGCCUUCAGAGGAUAUGCAGUUUGUGGUCAUGGAUCCAACCCAUCCACAUUAUUAUAUGGAUAAUGUUCUCACCAAUUCAUUUCCCAUGGAUUUAUCUAACACCAUGCUCUAA